ACUUGAAUGCUAAUUUGGUCGGGUUGAUUUGCGAUAAUGUGCAAUCCCAUGCAUGAUAGUGUUAACGUACUGCACUGUUCUAGUCACAAUGGAUAAAGAAAUGUAUAAAAAUGUGCAUAUAGAUUUUUUGCCGUUUGUAUUAGCAUCUUAGCUGCAUUUUAACAACCUCGUGGUAUGGCCUGAACCAUUUACUCUUUCACAAGGGCGAAGGAAGGUCCCCAGAGGGCCUCAGAUAUAUUUUAUGGAUGGAAAGUUAGAGGAUAAGACUACUAAAUCUCCCAAAAGUUUGCUUAUUUAUUUACAACGUCAAAUUGGAGCCUGAAAAAAAAAACAUUACUUUCCAGACAGGAGUUGCCAGUUCCACUUAUUCCCCCCUACAAUCAGUAUAACUAACUGGAGACGUGGCUGUCAAGGUCUCCGCGUCAAACAUCAGAACGAGGGGGAAAAUCUCAGUGACUUUGACUGUAGAACGUUUAUAACAGUGUCUAGUUUACACAGAGUGGUGCGAAAAACAUCCGGCGAGCAGCAGUUCUGCCAGUGGAAACGUCUUUUUGAUGGAAGACCGGACUGGUUCAGGAAGGCUACGGGAACUCAAUAACCACUCUUUACAACCGUGUGUUUCCGGGAUAGACUCCGGAUCCACCACAACCUGGUCAAGGAUAAAGCGGUGACUGAAAGGUGCACGCGGAACCGGGUUUCGUGCAGCCGCCGUUGGACUGGAGAGCUCGAGGCCACUCUGCGGCGUAAAUUAAAGGAGGUGAAGGUGUGAUCUAGAUAUAAAGUCAGGACAGGAAAGAGGAAAAGCGAAGGUCCAUGCUGACCUUGGGUUCGGCGGACGUUCACCUCGUCUGAACAAGAGAUUUUUCCCAAGCAGGUUUUAUGACGGAAAGUGAGUUCUUAUUCCCAGAAGUGCUAAGAGGAAAUCUCCAUCAUGAACGCAGGUAGUGAAAGUCAUUUGUCAGAUUCUGAUGGUUGGCGGUCUCGCAGUGUGACAGACAGAUUGAGGAAUGGCGAUACGAGCAGCUCCACUCUGACAGCUAAAGGUUACCGGAGCGUUCGUCCCAACCUGCAGGACAACAGCAGUCCCGUCCCGGUCCCGCUGCCGCCCCCUCGGAGAGAGAGCUAUCACAUGACCCCUAACCCUCCACCUUAUAGCUCGCUUGUUCCCUCCGGUUCUUACGCCGUCAAAUCCAGCUCCUCGUCCUCCUACUCGUAUUCUGAGACUACUCGCGCUACCAGCACCGGCUCAGAUAUCUCCCCAGAGGCUAAUGCUAAUGCUAAUGCUAAUAACUUUAUUAGCCAGCUCCUGGAGCGAAAGGUGUCCUCUCUCAAAUUUGCUAACGAAGGAUCCAACGCAGUCGCUGCUAAUGCUAAAACCAGUGCAGGUGUAACCAACAGUACUAACAUGAAUCAAUUAUGGGCUAACACUAACAUGGCAAAGGUCAUGAACCCUGGUUCACCUGAUAGUCCACCAUCCCCACCACUACGUACACACUCCAAAUCCCCUGCUACAACACACACAGCCUCUCUCUCCAUUCGGAUAGCCCCUAAAGGUUCGGAAUACCAUCCUGAAUCUGGACUCCAGUCGGGAUUCGGAUCCGUAAGGCAGGAUCCUGCUGGGCCAAGCCCCAAAGUGCCACCUAGACCAGCGGGCGAUGUGGUGCGUGACGUAUCCCCACCAAGAGGUACCGCCGACUUCGUUUGUGGGUCAUCCUACAGCUGUACAAGUCAGGACUCACCUGACUUCCUGUCCGGGCCGAACGCUUCGUCACCAUCUCUUUCGGCCCUGAGCCACUAUUCAUCAUCAACAGCCGUCCUCGAAGAACUGCAGAUCUGCGCUGUGGACUCGGCCGAGGCCACGCCCACCCCCUCCCCCACACUCAGCCACGCCUCUGUUACCCAUGAUGAUGUCCCUCCACCCACUGCUUCAGCAACGGCUGCUGAUACUAACGGUCAAAUGGCGGUAAAUGGAAGCGCGCACUCACAGAGGCCAUUCUCUCCUCCAGCACAACGUCCUCCUCCACCGGUCUUUAGUCCCGGACUCGAGCACUUCCAGCAGAUGAGACACUCGGAAGGUUCAGAGUCAGUACAGAGGGAGUCGGUGUCAGUGGGUGAGACGUCGUUCAGCAGCGUGACUCCUGUGGCUCGUUUCUCAGAGGAGGAAAAGAAAGUUUCAGUGAUCAAAGCACCUCAUUACGAGGGCAUCGGGCCUGUGGACCAGUCGGGCCUCCCCCUCGCUAUUCGCACGACUGUAGACAGGCCUAAGGACUGGUACAAGACCAUGUUUAAGCAAAUCCAUAUGGUUCAUAAAGCAGAUGAUGACUAUGCAGACACAUACGGUGCUACCUACGCUGUUGUGAAUAACGAGAACUUCGACCCCGUCCACGCCCACCCGCCACCUCGGACACACACGUACCGGCCUCUGUCCCAAAACCCCAACGAGCCCGGCAGAGCUCCGCCCCCGCGAGAUUCCAGCCCUGUCCCGCCUCCGCCCCCGCCCAUGCCUUCGCUCCUGCAGCUGCGCUCGCAAGACCUCGACCGCGAGAAAGAGCAUCCGCACGAUCCAAAUGAAUGGAGUCCCCCAGAUCGUAAAGUGGACACACGGCGGUAUCGCGCCGAGCCACGUAGUAUCUUCGAGUACGAACCGGGCAAAUCCUCCAUCCUGGAGCACGAGAGACCGAGUUUCGAUUUAGAAGCAGAUGAGAUAGAUUUAGAGAACGAGCCGUGGUUUAAGUUCUUUUCAGAGCUGGAGUUUGGCCGGCCGCCUCCUAAAAAGAGGCUGGAUUACACGCCUGACUGCUCCACCCACUCCCGCGCCCAGACCUCUCUCUAUCUCUCAUCCUCCGAGCGGCCUGAGAGUGCCUCCAGUGACUACAGGAAGAGACGGAAGUCGGAGCCGUUUGUCACUCAGCAGAGCACAGGAAAUGAGCAGAAUGCUGGUCCAGUCUCGAAACUCGAGCCCUAUAAAUCCAGCAGUCUGAAGAAACCUACCGUACGUUCCUCGCCUUCCUCUCCAGCAAAAGCAAAAGAUCAGGGCUCUGAUGCUGGUCGCCUCACGCCUCAGAUCAGAAAACCAACUCCAGAUCGAGAGGUGUCCUCUAAGCAGAUGACAUAUCUCAUAUUGUCUUCUCUUCUUCAUCAGAGACAGUCUGCCAGGGCGAUUUACGAUUUUAAAGCUCAGACCAGCAAAGAGCUCUCUUUUAAGAAGGGCGAUGCGAUCAACAUCGUCAGACAGAUCGACAGCAACUGGUAUGAAGGAGAGCACAGAGGACGCAUCGGGAUAUUCCCUAUUUCUUACGUCGAGAAAGUCGUGUCUCCGGAGAGGAAGCAGCCGGUGCGUCCUCCUCCUCCAGCCCAGCUCCGGGAGAUGGGAGAGGCCGUGGCUCGCUACAACUUCAACGCCGACACCAACGUGGAGCUUUCACUCAGGAAGGGAGAGAGAGUGAUCUUGCUGAGGAAAGUUGAUAAGAACUGGUAUGAAGGGAGGAUCCCUGGCUCCAGUAAGCAGGGGAUUUUCCCCGUCUCAUACGUCGAUGUCAUCAAGGGAUCCCCUUCUAAAAGUCCCGGUCACCGUGUAGACACCUACAGGGUGCAGAAGCCCCAUCCUGCUUCCCUUGGCUCCGCCCCUUACCCCCACCUCCAAGAGGUCACCAGUGAAUGGUUGUCUCUCACUCUGGGCGUCACAGCCUUUUCCCCUUCUCCCUGUAGCACCCCUGUCCCGCCCACUCCACCACCCCUUCCCAGCAUCCUCCACUGUCCCAGUACCCCCCCACCCACUCCUCCACCGCUCACUCAAGCACCAACCACACUUCAGCACUCCUCCAUGAUCUCAAAUUCAUCUCCGCCUCCUCCUCUUAUGGCCCCACCUCUUCUACACAACCCCGCCUCUCUUGUGACAGACCACUCCCACUUAUUUAACAGCGGAAAUCAUUUUCCAGCCGCACAGACAACACGGUUACAAAAGAAGCUGAGUUCAGAUCAGAAUCAAGAGCUGUACAUCGUAGAAGCAGAGGCGACCGGACAUAAAACACCGACCGCAGAACAGCAACAAAGCCGAGAUCUAGCGACGCUCAUAACCGAUACAAACCCCUACGACAAAAUUCUGACCAUGUUCCUUGGUAAGCAUUUAUCACAGGAGGCGGAAAACAUGGAGCCUUGCACACCACUGGCUGACGAGUCAUCUAAAACCUGUGUGCUAGUGUCACCUGAUAGGUUAACUCUAAAGAAACCAUGCCAAGAGCCCGUGAGGCUGACCAGCCAAUCAGAAAAUCCACCUGAUGAUGAGGGGAUAUAUGGGGAAUGGUCAAGCAUACUGAAUGACAAACUCCCAGAACCUCACAGCCCAGUGACAGACAGCUUUGGGGCGGGGCUUCCUAAGUUGUACAUACAGGAAGAGGGCGAUGAGCCAAUCAGAUCUUCUGUUUUCAGUUCUAUAAACGAUACUUCGACACAAGAGGCCGAUCCCUCUGCUCUUGUCAGGCCUCAUCUCUCAAAGCCUGAUCACUCCCCAUCACCGGCCCCUUCUCCUCCUCCUCCUCAUGUGUCCUCCCCCUCCCCUAAUUCCUCCACUCACAGUACAUCCCUCCAUCUUUCUCCUCCCUCUUCUCCUGUCCCCUUGUCCCUUGUGCAAACUCCCCCAUCCUCCCCUCAACCCUUCUCCUCAUCUCCUGCCCCUUUGCCUGCAUCUGAGGAGAAGCCGUCCUCGUCCUGUUGCUCCCCUCCUCCCUUUUUUCUUACCUCCCUUCCCGCUUCUCCUCAUCCUCAUUUUCCAUCAUCUUAUAUACACCCUCCUCCUCCUCCUUCUUCCUCCUCUUUUUCUUCCUCUCCCCCUGCCCGCUCUCUGUCUCCUCCCAUCCCUUCCUCUCAUCCUCCAUUUUACCCAUCACGGCAACCUCUCCUGCCCACCAUCCCUGCCUCUCCACCGUCUUCUCCAGUCCCUCUCUCAGAGCGAACCACAUCUCCCACAAUUCCCCUCUCCUCUCCAGUCCCUCCCUCAGAGCGAACCACAUCUCCCACAAUUCCCCUUUCCUCUACAGUCCCUCUCUCAGAGCGAACCACAUCUCCCACAAUUCCCCUUUCCUCUCCAGUCCCUCCCUCAGAGCGAACCACAUCUCCCACAAUUCCCCUCUCCUCUCCAGUCCCUCUCUCAGAGCGAACCACAUCUCCCACAAUUCCCCUCUCCUCUCCAGUCCCUCCCUCAGAGCGAACCACAUCUCCCACAAUUCCCCUCUCCUCUCCAGUCCCUCCCUCAGAGCGAACCACAUCUCCCACAAUUCCCCUUUCCUCUCCAGUCCCUUUGUCAGAGCGAACCACAUCUCCCACAUCCUCUCCAGUCCCUCCCUCAGAGCGAACCACAUCUCCCACAAUUCCCCAGUCCACCCCCCCUUUCGUCACUCCUCCCUCCAUCAGUGCGUCUCCUCCACCUUUGAUUCCUCCUCCUGCCCUUUCCUCCCCUCAGUCCUCCAGUGUCCCCUUGUCCCGCACUCCUCCACGUUCUCCUCCUCUCUCCACUCCACCACUGUCCCCCAGGUCACAGCCGCGUUCUCAUCACAUCAAGACGCUUUAUAGUCAUGCAGCGGUGGUUGAUGGGAAGCCGCCGCUCAGCCCUAUUUCCACCAGGAGGCGCUGUUUAUCGCCCUCUGUUUCCUCCAGUAGAGUACGCAGGAGAAUGAUGCAGGAUUCACUCCAUGGAGCCGGAGAGCCGUUCCAGGCCGUGUAUAACUACGUGCCCCGGAACGAAGACGAGCUGGAGCUGCGAGAGGGUGAUGUGGUCGACGUGGUGGAGAAGUGCGAUGAUGGCUGGUUCGUAGGAACGUCUCGGAGGAGCCGGCUGUUCGGAACGUUCCCAGGAAACUACGUUAAGACUCUUUAAUGAAGACCGACGGCACAAGAAUUGAGGCCCGGUGUGGAACCUCGACCCUCCCUGCGUGCGUGUGUGUGCGUGUGUGUGUGUGUGUGUGUAUGUUCUCAUGUUUUAGAGCUCACUAGCCAUCUCUAGCCAACACUUUUAUUUUCUCCUCCACUGAAGUUUUGCUUCCAUCCUGAAUCAGGAGCUCAGCAGUGUACUCCAUGCUCCGUAAUAAUAUUCACAUUAUUUAUUAGCUGUAAUAUUUUAAUAAGCAAUAGUUUAUCAUUUCAGGAGGUUACGAGUAGGAGAGAAGCUCUGAGACGUGAUUGGUGGAAAGAAAUGAUUGACAGACUGACCGACGUCACAUAGAGAGAGAAAAAAGGUCGCUGACGUCCCACCAGGUUUCUUGUGGGUGUGGGCGUGGCCUGUCCAGUGGCUCACAAAAUGAUAAAAGCCAAAAUGACAAUAUGGUACAUUGUAUACCGUAUACGAAUCGCUUUUUAGGACUUUGCUAGGUAUUUGUAUCGUUUAAAAUUGUUUAUGUAAUGCUGUCCCCUCCCCCCAAAACCGCCAAACAGACGUCACGUGAACUGAAAAUAUUCCAAAGUAAUAUUUCACUUUAUUUCAUCUGUAUUUAGUGAUACCGUUAAAUCCGAUCUAGCGAGCAAGCUAGGCCAGUAUGUUAGCCGAUACUAGCUAGGACGGUGUUGCCAUGGUUACAGUGUGCACAAUUUGUGACUUGUUUAUUUUUGUUUUUUUUUCCUGGCCAAAAAACAACUAGCGUGAAAGCAGCGUAAAGGCCCCGUCGUAUGUCACGCGGAGACGACGUCCGGCUCUCUUCCACGGACACUACGGCGUAACUGCGGAGAAAAGACGGACGCUGCGUAAUUUAAUACUCUCACGUAACACUUGCGUAUUAUUUCUCUUUGGUGUUUCUGCAUAGUAUAUGGCAACCGUUCAUUUAUUUCCUAUUUUCUGAUAGGCAAUAAUACAAAACUGCUAUUUUUGGAAGCGCAUUCAAGUCAUCAAAAUCCAUCAAAACAUUUUCGAUGUAAAUGUAACAAUCCAUGCAGUAGAGGGAUAUGGAACUAAAUCAGCAGGCCUAACUCUUCAUGUUCGGUAUUUUGUCCAUGUUUAUACGAUAAAGCGGUCUUCGUACCGCUGUCACGGAAUCCGUAACAGCGCCACCUGCAGUACUGGAGCGCCCAGACGUGACGUGGAGAACGUGGCAGUUUUUUAGCUCGCGACGUCGUCUCCGCAUUAAGCGCGCGGAGGUGUUUAGUGGACGCAGGUUUUUGAACUCAGGAGCGAAGGACGUCAUCAGUGCGCAAGCAAUAACCUUGUUUCCAUCCAGUAAAGGCCGAAAUGACGUCGAUGAUGAAGUAUUACUCUCCUAAACAUGGCACUCAGCGAGUGUGUAUUAGAUGGUGAUGAUGAUGGUGAUGAUGAUGGUGAUUUCUGUAUGAAUCCACAGUAUGUUCCUCUAUUUAAAGACUUUUACACAUCGCCUGUUUCAAAAGCGAAGAAAGUGUCGGAAAAAAGACGGAAAAACAGCUGGAUUUUCCGCAUUGUUGCGUUUGUGUACGGAAUGAAGUUCGAUGCCCCGUCCGUGCCACUUUUCACUCUUUUUUUCUUCUUCUUCUUCACUUUAUAAGAACACAACGUAACAGGAUGUUUUGACGAUUGUGAUAUUUUAUAUGAUUCCUGUUUUCUUGUCACCAGAGUUCUGACGUUACAGAUGUUCAGUGUUCAGAGUGGCGAGUGUAGCCGCACCUUACGUACACGAGUUAUACGUUUGUGUUCAUAAACCUCACAGGUUGUUUUUUUUUUGUAUAUUAACGAAAUCCACUUGCUUUAUAAAGUCACUUUGCUCACACACUCAUUACGUUGGGUUUCAUUUCAUUUCCAUUUGAAUUCGGUUUUUUAUUUGGAUUGUGCUUUUAACUGUACUGUAGACGCUGUAGAUUUAGGUCCCUGACGAACAAGCCAGAGCGACAGCGGCGAAGAAAUGCUCCCCGAGACAACGUGUCCUCUUCCGGGUGACACCGGAUAACGGGAUGAUGAAUCUACAACUGCAUAUUAUGAAGUCAAAAUGUAUUAAUCAGCCGUAUUCAAUCCCAAAACGAUGUACGUAUUUAUAUGGGGAAAGUUCCUCGUAUUCAGAGUCGGGUCACGCAGGCACUCGGGUUGAUGUUUGGUAUAUAUUUAGUUAACGUUUCGAUUUUUCUUGAGUAGAACCGUCCGGAAUGCGUUUUUAAAUCUAAAAAAAAAUUGCGUCUAGAAAAUUCACACUGAAGAUGUAGACCGUGUCCAGAUUUAUCAAUUAGCGUUUUAUUUAUUUAUUUAUUUAUAUAUCUCGUGCUCCGACGCUCAAUUCUGUGCGCAACGUAAUGACGCCAUCUGAUGCGAAAUUGAGACGAUGAAAUGCUACGUCAUGUGUAUGCAGGGUCUCUUUUUUUUCCGCGUUUUUAACGAUGUUUAUGCGAAUUAAUCAAAUAAAGCCGAUGUUUUUGUUCGUUCGAUGCAACCUGCGGUCCGAAGGACAAGCUGACCAAGCACCCGUCUGCAAGCUCGAGCCGAUAUCGAAUCACGUAGGAAAUGUGAACUUGAGUUCAACUAACCGAGACACGCCUCUGUUCUGCCAAGCUCCGCCCAGCAUGUGUAACUCUGCACUCUUGUAACUUCUGGAGUCUGUAGUCGGUCCGAGGUCUGAAUAACGCAAUGAUGUGUGUAAUUUCGGUGUUAAACGGUCUUCACUACAUAUGCGCAGACCUCAACUCUGAAUACGUGUGAAUAAGAGUCUCGGGUCGGGAACACGACAUGUCUGUAUGAUUACAGCGGCAGAAUUAGCAUUAUCACAAUAUACAAACCGAGACAUGUUUACUGUCUGUUUAUUGUUGCGUUGGAGCCGCGAGGCUAAUAGGUAGGGAAGGCUACCAUAUAGCUACCAGUGGCUAUACUGUAAGCUGACAAAAUGACUAAAUUGGCUACAUUUGUGUACAAAUUUCAUUUUGACGAAAGUUAGGAACUGUAAAAAUCAGCACACGCUUUGUCUCCAGCAUUACCAUGAUGUGCCAAAAUAUUCCUACUUAUAUACAAAACAAGUAAAUAUGCAAAAAAAAUAACAAUAAUAAGUUAGCAAUGGACAAUAUUUUUGGACCAGAAAUGAGCUUUACCUCAACGACAGGACUGAGUUUGGGGACACGUCCUAUCUCUCAGACUUUUUUCGGGGCUGUGCGUUGGCACAUUAGAUAUAUACGUGAAGUGAAAUCUUUCUUCUACACACACGCUGUCUCUCAGUAUCUAAUAAACUCCUUCUCAGUGA
Messenger RNA from Ictalurus punctatus (channel catfish), 9173 nucleotides. RefSeq names its product sorbin and SH3 domain containing 2a (gene sorbs2a). Bases 932 to 5872 code for a protein of 1646 amino acids. Gene Ontology annotation, cellular component: plasma membrane. NCBI's taxonomy places the organism in Eukaryota, Metazoa, Chordata, Actinopteri, Siluriformes, Ictaluridae. The record is from RefSeq and is a predicted model, not a curated record. Gene Ontology annotation, molecular function: protein binding. The transcript has 30 exons.